Molecule: messenger RNA, 1182 nt
Organism: Bolinopsis microptera
Lineage: Eukaryota; Metazoa; Ctenophora; Tentaculata; Lobata; Bolinopsidae
Product: cilia-and flagella-associated protein 96-like
Exons: 3
Coding region: 107-1075 (322 amino acids)
Cellular component (GO): centrosome
Source: RefSeq, a predicted model, not a curated record
AGGCCCAAAAUUUUACACAUCGUUAUUUGAUCUUUGUAUUCUACUUACUAUUUCGAUAGAUAUUGCCAAAAUCUAUAAAAGGGAUUGACCUAAGAAGAAUUUCAAAAUGGUGGCAAAAGCUGCCACAAAGUCCAUAACAGUGUUUAAAAAGGUUCAGCCGAGUAAUGACAUCCAACGUAUUGGAUUGUUUAGCGAGGUGGGGUACAUAACUAUCGGAGAUCCCUAUAAGUCAAUCAGGGACCGACCUUUCAAUGAUAAGGCAGGAAAAGGCAAACAGAUGAUGUCCUGCUGCACCAAAUCCAAGACUGGUCUGUGUGAUGGGUAUUUCCAUUCUAAUUUUGGGAGAAUUUUUGAAAGAGAGGGAUACUCGGAUCAAAGUAGACUUGCACGGAUUGAGCGAAUCAAUGAGGCUAAGAAGAAUACUGACAGCAAGCCGUUUUUACCCAGCAACGCUACAAAGAAACCGUCGGGACUUGGUAGCCAUUAUGGAACUUUUAAUGGCAAGGUUCCUUAUUUUAAGGGGACUGCUCGGCCUAAAGAACGCUACAAGUCUCCAGGUAAGAAUUUCCUAACGAACCCUACCAAGAAGGGAUCGGGUUACGGAUACAACUCUCUCACCAUCGGAAACGAUCUCCAGUACAGUGGGGAGUCCAUCAGCCUCGGUGAUGAGAUUAGGAACCAUGAACGCAAGGAACACAAUAAGAAGAUGAUCUCGAAACCGUUCAAGCUGAAACUCCACAACAACUCCUUAUUCGACCCCAACAUAUUCAAGUCCAACCAACCUCUUCCCCCCGCCCAAAGGAGAUCCCCCACUCCUCCACCUAAACGAGCCAACCCACCCUUCAAGCAGAGUUCCCCCGCCAAAGAUAUCGGGAACUGCAAAGCAGGCACCUUCACCCCCUACCCACAACACCCAGUUGACGGGUACGAUCUGAGAGGACAGAAACCACCCGGUCCUAAAUAUGGUAUGUUCAGUCCGAGCGCGGGAAACAAGUCCCGACCAACUGGUUCCAUCAUCAAUAUGAAGGUCACCAAGACGAUGAACGUCACCAACUUUAGGUCUAUUAAGUGUUGAAUAAUCACAGAGUUGGACUCUAGAUUAUACUAAUUGAUUUAUUUUGCUAAUUAAACUUAACCCAGUUCUAUUCGAUGAAAUUGUUUGUGUCUUUGUAAUCACUAUUA